Molecule: messenger RNA, 4906 nt
Organism: Helicoverpa zea (corn earworm)
Lineage: Eukaryota; Metazoa; Arthropoda; Insecta; Lepidoptera; Noctuidae
Product: mucin-5AC
Exons: 3
Coding region: 7-4539 (1510 amino acids)
Molecular function (GO): serine-type endopeptidase inhibitor activity
Source: RefSeq, a predicted model, not a curated record
AGGUGCAUGCUGAGUGUAUGGGAGCUCAAAAUGCGAGCUCUGCUAUGUAUGGUGCUCGCCGCCAGCUGCGUGCUGGCUGAUAAAAAUGACAAUAGACGCAACAAGCUACCGUUCGUCGCCGAUGCUGUCGGAAACUCGCUGCCACCGCCAUCCAGCGUGCCAGCCACAGUCGGCAGCCCAGUGAACCUGCUAACUCCUGACCGCUAUGAGUUCUACACCUUCGACGAAUCAGGAGAACUCGUCAAAAGGCUCAUGACUUUAGAAGAAAUUCAAGCAAUAGUCGCAGCCGGUGAAGAAGCUGAAGGCCUAGUUACUUUCGCCAAUGAUAACCAGCCAACAGUUUCCUUCAACAUUAAUCAGCCACCCUACACUAAAGUACAUAGUGUAGUCACAAAUGUACAAAAUGUUCUGAAAGCACAAAUGGAAGCGCACAAAAACAAACCUCAAAUUCAACCUACACUAGAUACUCCUGAUGUUUCUGACUCCUGGAGUUUAAUUCUGCCCUCUAUUUUCGGGAACUCAGGAGUUGACAUCGUUUUUGACAAGUCGUCUAGUGCUGUGACACCUCCAGAGACAGAAACAUUUGAAGGUAUAGAAGAAGACCAAAAUUCUUUGAGUAAAGAAGGUAACAAUCAAGAAAUUAGCAGUUCUACAACAUUAGGUCAAGAAACAGUCGUGGUCACGGAGAAAUUGCCACCAGCUGAAGCAGAAACUAAGGAGGUUCCAUCAACGAGUACAACCACAACUACUACCACGACUACUACUACCACAACACCUAAGCCAAGUACUACAACUCGUAAGGCGACAACUACAACACGUAAAACUACAACUACAACACGAAAACCUACAACUACAACACGUAAAGCUACUACUACAACGGUUAAACCAACAACUAAAACGAACCCUCCUACAACAACGACCACUACUACUAGAGCACCAGAGGUUUCAACUACUACAACAAAUAAACCGACGACUGUUAACUCACCUACUAAACUGAGCUCAGGUCCAAGUGUAAUAACAACUAAAGUUACUACAAGUCCCCGACCAUCAACGACAACGACUGUUAAGGCUACAACACCUAAACCAGUUAUCAGAACAACUGCAAAGACAACAACAGUAAAACCUGAAGCUACUACAAAGAAGCACAGUGUUAGCGUUUUGCCAGAAGAGAAUCCUGAAAAGACUAAUGUACAAGUACAACCAAACUCAAAUGCAGUUUCUUCAACUGAGAAGAAUGAAGUAGAAUUUGAAAAAAUAAGUACCUUUAUUCCAGUCUCAACUGUUAACUAUAUAACUGAACGCGCUACAAAUAAACCAAUAGUAACAUCAAAGCCUCCAAUCGCAUACGCAAGUACAACUAAGAGGUCUGUCACGACUACGACCAGUGAACCAUCUACCGAACCGACUAAAAUACAAACGUUUGCAACCACGAGUAAACCUGUCAUCAGUACAACAAAUUAUGUUCCAAGUACAUUAAAAGAUCAAAAUACUGACAAGAUCAAUGUGACUACUAUAACAACUCAAUCGGUGUCUCCAUCAACAACUGUGUCAUCUACAGAAAUUGCUUCUGCUGAUAAUCUAGAAACUGAGGAAAAUCAUCCAACCGGUAAUGAAAAUGAAGAAAAUGAGAAAGACGGCGAACCAUUAAUUCCAAUGUUUGAUGUUGCUCAGAGCAUCAGUCAGAUUGCUUCCGAUCUUGGUGGCAGCUUUCAGCCGAUUCCAACAACAAGUGACCUGUUAGAUUCAACCAAAGUGAAUGCAGUAGAUUUAGAAAGUAAAGAAGUUUUAGAUAUGGACAUACCAACCGGUGCUGGAAAUGAAACUGAUGACAAAAUACCAGGAUUACCCGAAAAGAAUAACGAUAAUUUUAUUAAAAUAUCAACAAUUGAUCCUCAUGGUGCCAACGAAAACAAAGAAAAUCAACAAGAAAAGGAUGUUGAGGUAAAAGACGAGGGAUCCAAUAAGACUGAAACAAAGGUAACUGAAGUACAAAAAACUGAUACAAAAGAUACUGAAUCAACGCAAAAUACAACCAAUGAGAAUGUGAAACAGCCUAAUAUUAUUAUCAAUGAUAUCCAGAAAGUAGAAUUAUUCACAACAACUGUUUCUGCUGCUACUGAAGCCACUACAAUUGAUCCAAUUUUAUCAGAGUCAAUGGGUGAUUUACUAUCUCAGGUGGUAAAUGAAGCACCACAGUCUAUAGUUGAAUCCGAAAAAACAACUGAAAAGGAGAUCAAAGUCACUACUAUCGCGAUAAAGGAAGAGCUUACAACGGAGAGUGGUUUAAAACAAUUGGAUACAAAACUAGAAACGUCUAACAAAGUUAAAAAAGAUACAAGUUCAACUACACAAGCUCCCGUAACUACAAGUUCAACUAUAGAAUCAUUAGUAGAAAAAGUAACUAUCAAAGAAAAUGAAGUCGCCAAAAGUACUGAUUCACCUUUAAAAAAUAACGAAAGUAAAAAAACUGAAAAUGCAGACAAAAAACCAGUCCAAAGUAUUCCUGAACCAGUCGACAUUAAGAAAGAAGAAAGCAAAAAAGAAGAACAUCCGGAAGAUAAUGCUCAAAACUUUGUGCAAAUCUCGAUUUCGUCAAGUAACAAAAAUAAAGUAGAAAACAGUGCUUCGGAAAAAAAUAAAACUUUAGACUCAACAGAUGUCAACAAACCUCAUGUUGAAAAUUCUAAUGAAAAAACUACAGAUGUCAAAGAAAUGGAUGUUCAAAACCAACCUGAAAAAGAGACAGAGAAUGGAAAUAAGACUAUCGAAACCAACACCGAAAACGAAAAUGUAAAAAUUACAACAUCUUUGCCAGAAGUGAAAAAUAUAACAACCACUGUUGCUCCACCACAUAAAAUUAGCCAGUCCAAAUUCAAUAAAAUUAACUCCGUUGAUAAGAAUAACAUUAGUAACAAAAAAGAUAAGCUGCCUGAGCCGUUGCCUAAAGUAGACGAUUUCAAGAAAAAGAUUCAGAAAGUAAAUAUCGAUGAAGAGGAACUAAUAAGCGAAAGGAAUAAUUCAUGGAAGCUUGUACCGACUCUUUCUCCGCCAAAAGCAAAUGAAAUCCCAAAAGACAAAGUUAAGGCUGAAAACCAUUACAUUCCAGAUAAUGAGAACAAAGAUAUUGUUUUAGAAUUCUCGAAAGAAAACCAGGGAUUAGAAGUGACUACAAAGGACUUAGGUGAAGAUAUUGCACGGUUCUCAGAACUAUCUAAUGAAUUAGCAUUCAGGUUUUGGAACGUAAUGAUUGACGAUAUAGAUAGAAAGAGGAGUUUUGUUUUGUCACCUUAUUCCAUAUUUUCCAUGCUCGCUAUGAUUUUCAUGGGAGCUAGAGGAGCUACCUCGGGAGAAAUGAAUGAGAUUCUGAAAUUAGAUGACAUGGUGACAUUCAAUCCUCAUUUCACAUUGAAAAAUAUUUCUGAUUCGAUUGAGACUACACCAGAAUCAGGGGUUGCAGUUUCUGCAUUUAUAAGAGAACUUUACAGUGACAGAAAUAAGGGUAAAAUACUAACAUUCUACAAAGAACGGGCUCAACACUUUUAUAACGGCCAUGUAGAGGAGAUUAACUUUAAAUUGAUAAGUGACAUUAUAAGACGAAGGACUAAUUUGCUUGUCAAGAGGUACACGUGGGGCAAGAUUCCAGAGUACAUGAAAACAAACAACAUUGUCAUGCAGCCGCCUCUAGCUGCGUUUACUGCGAACGUUUUCGAGACUGACUGCACGGGCACUUCUGUGGAGGGCAGAGAUGGUGAAAUGUACUUCGUAGUAUCACCAAAUGUUCGUCAGCGUCGACUUGUGCCUGUACCAGCUGUAGUUUACAAGAGCGGUUUCUUGGCUGGUUACGAUCCAGUACUUGACGCAACAGCAGCAGCAUUAGGAAAUACCAACUCUAUCAUAAGUACACUGUUCUUAAUGCCUGGUCAACAAGGAAACGUAGUACAUGCCGAGGAUCUAGAAAAACUAGAACAAAGACUGCUUGAUGCGUUGCCAACUACACCCACAUGGAAUAGAGUUUUACGCACACUACUCCCUCGGACUGGCUUAGAACUUCAAAUCCCAAGAUUCUCCCAUAAAUCAACGUUCAAUGUUUCAAUGAGCUUAAGGAAAAUGGGACUGAAGGACUUGUUUGAUGGCGAUCAUGCUGAUCUAGGUGGCUUGAACGGACCUUCAAAGGAUCUUUACUUAUCAGACAUGGUACAACUGAACACGUUCGUCACCUGCGGAGAAGAUGGCGUCGGAGAGCAGCAUCAUGUUGAGGAAUAUCCUGAAACUUUAAGUGUUUCACAAAGACGUCGUGCUAGGUGGUUAAACGAUUGGGAUGAACCGAGGGACUAUCAGAGGGCAUUCCACGAUCCUCAUGACGUCGGUGAUGCUAUGCAUUUGCCUCUGCACCUCAGGCCGAGGCAGGCACGUCUGCCAGCCAGGAGUGCCCUGCCAGCACGACUGAAGUUCGACCGACCAUUCCUGUACUUCGUGAGACAUAACCCAUCUGGUAUGAUACUAUACUUCGGUCGGUACAACCCUCGGCUUCUCCCUUGAAGGCGUUACAAAGACUGUUAGCUUAGUUUAAAUAACAUUCCUAAAAGGAAAGUGAUAAGGGAAUACUGGUGCGUGUGAUAAUGAAAGUUGUUCUAUGAGCAUUUACGUGACAGUAUUAAUAAGUGUAUCAGUACGGAGUAGGCUCGUUGACCGGUACAAUACGCAUUGUACGGCUGGACGUACUAUACUCUGUCUCAUAUCAUGUGUGUAUAAAGAAUGCUAAUGAUGAAUUAUGUUGAAUGUAGGCAUAAAUUGUACUGUAAUAGCUAAUAAUUAAGUAGUGUAAUUAAGUAAGUUUGACGUGGAAUAUUGUCAUUUCAUUGUCUUAUUAGUUUCAAUAUUAGAAUAAAUGCGAUGUUUUGAGUAA